CUGUAUUAUUUGUACAACAACGCGCAGGUAUGUUCACUUAUUAUUUACGUUACGUUACUGCUUAAUGCAGUAAUUUGUUAAGAAGUUGGAAAUGGAAAUGGAAUUGCAUAGAAAUUCUUCAGUUGCGCUGACGCCAGAUCCAUGGUCAGUACACGGUACGACGGCAGCUGUGGACGACCCAGUGGACAUUCAGUUUGAAAACGAUUUCACUACUUAUCCACCACAAUCGAAUUAUUUCCAACCUCUACCCGACACUAAAGAAUACUUACAGCGUUUAGAACAUAAACUAGAUAAGUUGAAGAACGGAUCACAGUCUGAUCAAUCAAAACGUAAACAGAUCAUUGAUCAGUUGUGUGACGCACGCAAAGCUUGUCUGGAGAAUUUAGUAGAUUCCAACGACAUUGUGUUUGAUUCAGAACAUUCAAUAGAACCUUCUGGUUUGUCUUCUUGGAUUAACCCUGAACAACCGUUAUCUUCUGUCGAGACCCAAAAACUUAUUGAACCCGACACACAAGAUGAAUGAAUUUUGGAGUAGACGAACUUGUGUAAUAUUAACUGGUGCGAGUAAAGGUAUCGGACAAGCAUUGGCAGUUGAAAUUAGUAGAUUGUUGGUGCCCGAAUCGGCUAUGAUACUUAUGGCUAGAAAUACUAAUGGUCUCGAAAAUACCAAACAAAUGAUAAGUAAAGAAAAUAAAGAUAUUUUUGUUGAGUAUUACAGUGUUGAUUUAUAUAAUAGUAAUGCAUUAAUGUUUGAAAAAAUCCUUGAACCCAUUGAUCAAACAAAAUAUGAACUUAUCUUGUUAAUUCAUAAUGCUGGUUCCAUAGGUAAUCUAGAUCACUUUGCAGCCGACAUGAAUGAUCCCGAAGAAUGGAAUAAAUACAUGUCUUUAAACUUGUAUUCGGUUACAUGUUUAACAAGUGUGUUUUUAGCCAUGUUUAAUACUGAUAAUGUGGAAAAAUGCAUUGUAAAUAUGACUUCUUUAUUUGGAAUUCAAGCAUCACAUUCAGUUGGAUAUUAUUGUGUCGGUAAAGCCAGCAGAGAGAUGUAUUUCCGUGUUUUAGCUAUAGAAAAUCCAAAUAUCAAUAUUCUCAGUUAUUCACCAGGACCGGUACUAACUGAUAUGGUUGAACAAAUGUCAACCACUAAAAACGACAAACUUCGUAAAAAUAUGCAACAAUUACGUCAGAGAGGUCUAGUAAAAAUUGAAGAUACUUGUCAAAAACUGGUCAAUAUAUUAGCCAUGAGAAACUAUCAUUCGGGUGGUCGUAUUGAUUACUAUGAUGCUUAAUUAUUUUACUUUGUAUAUUUAUUAUUAAUUAUUCUAUUUUUUUUUCUAAGUAGAUUACAAUAAUUAUCUAUUUUAAUAAUAAUUUUUAUAAAAAACUAUGCAUAAUUAAAUUAAAUUAAAAAGAAGCUCAAAUUUUUUUAUGUAAAUGUAAAACAGUACAGUAUGAAAAACUGUUUUUUAUUGGUAAUUUUUUUAGAAUUUAAAAAUAUAUGAUUUUAUAAUUAAUAUAGAUAGACAUUCUAUUUUA
This is a messenger RNA of Adelges cooleyi (spruce gall adelgid), 1536 nucleotides long. Its product is annotated as sepiapterin reductase-like. Bases 516 to 1289 code for a protein of 257 amino acids. Lineage: Eukaryota; Metazoa; Arthropoda; Insecta; Hemiptera; Adelgidae. The record is from RefSeq and is a predicted model, not a curated record. The transcript is spliced from 6 exons. Gene Ontology annotation, molecular function: sepiapterin reductase (NADP+) activity. Gene Ontology annotation, biological process: tetrahydrobiopterin biosynthetic process.